This is a messenger RNA of Trichomonas vaginalis G3, 519 nucleotides long. Its product is annotated as organellar and viral DNA polymerase type B. The transcript has a single exon. NCBI's taxonomy places the organism in Eukaryota, Parabasalia, Trichomonadida, Trichomonadidae. The record is from RefSeq and is a predicted model, not a curated record. The annotation marks the transcript as partial.
AUGAUUUCAACAAUCGGCACAACAACAAUUCAAACAACAGCACCAAACUCGUUAGUCAUGAAUCCAACAUCUAUGUUAGUAGAGAUGAAAAGCUUCAUUCCUUCUUCAUAUACUUUUGAAACAGAAAUCCAGAAGAUAAAGCAAGAACUUUUAACAAGUAAUUUAGACUGUAGUGCGAAAGAUGAAACAAAUGAACAGUAUCUUUAUGAAAUGGAGGACCUCAUCGACCAUUUACCCAAAUUGCCUGAAAUCCAACAACAAAAACUAACUAUUCCUGAAUUCGACGAAAUUGAAGUGAAACCAACUGACUCAGUAGAAAUAAAGAAGUUCAUACGAAAGGUAAACUAUGAGUUUCUAGGAUUUCAUUGCAACCAUAAGGUUAUGGACAAAGAUUGCGACAUGGUAUAUAAGAACAUCUCUGACAUAUAUAAAUCUGAAGAAUUUAAGACCUACGACAACUUUGUUUCGUUAGUUGCUGAAUGUGUAUGGCAGAUAAGAGAUAAAGAUAGAAGAGGCAAA